AUGACAUGUUUGAGUGAAGUGAAUGGGAAGGUGGAGAAAAUGAACAAGAGGCUUAGGAAGAUUGAAAGUUGCCAAGUUGUUUUAAAAAAGAGGUGUAAGAGGAUGAAGGCAAUGGAGAAGAAGCUUGAGAAGAUUGAGGAUUGCCAAUAUUAUUUAAAAAAGAAGGCCAAGAAGGUGGAGACAUUGGACGGGAGGAUUGAUGGCAUUGAGAAAGAAAUGAAGGAAAUGAAAGAGAAGGAGGAGGAUAACGAGAACAAUGAGGGUUUCGACUACCAAGGCAUGGAUUAUGACUGGGGUGGGCAGCGGAAUGACAGCAAUGGAGUGGACGCAGCAACCAAAGAACCUGAAGAUGCAGAUAUGGUUGAAAAUACAGAGGUGGUAGAAGAGAAAGAGAGUGAUGAAGAGGCUCAGAAGGACGAUAGAGGUUCUGAGGAAGAGACAGAACCUGAACCUGAAGCAGAAGCUGAAGAAGACAAAGAAAAAGAUGUUGAAACAGAGGCUCGGGUUGAGGUUCAAGAUGAGGUUGAGAUGAAUGAAGCCAAUGAGAUUGAAGAAGAGAAAGACAAAAGGAAAGUGCAUGAAGAAGCAUCCUCCUCUAAUACAAGUUUGGAGGACGUUUUGAAAGGGUUUGAAGAGAGGUUGAUGACAUGUUUGAGUGAAGUGAAUGGGAAGGUGGAGAAAAUGAACAAGAGGCUUAGGAAGAUUGAAAGUUGCCAAGUUGUUUUAAAAAAGAGGUGUAAGAGGAUGAAGGCAAUGGAGAAGAAGCUUGAGAAGAUUGAGGAUUGCCAAUAUUAUUUAAAAAAGAAGGCCAAGAAGGUGGAGACAUUGGACGGGAGGAUUGAUGGCAUUGAGAAAGAAAUGAAGGAAAUGAAAGAGAAGGAGGAGGAUAACGAGAACAAUGAGGGUUUCGACUACCAAGGCAUGGAUUAUGACUGGGGUGGGCAGCGGAAUGACAGCAAUGGAGUGGACGCAGCAACCAAAGAACCUGAAGAUGCAGAUAUGGAUGAGGAAGAGAGUGAAGAAGAGGCUCAGAAGGACGAUAAAGGUUCUGAGGAAGAGAAAGAACCUGAACCUGAAGCAGAAGCUAAAGAAGACAAAGAAAAAGAGGUUGAAACUGAGGUUCGGGUUGAGGUUCAAGAUGAGGUUAAGAUGAAUGAAGCCAAUGAAAAAAUACCUGAGAAAGAACCUGAUGAGGUUCAAGAUGAAGUUGAGAUGAAUGAAGCCAAUGAGAUUGAAGAAGAGGUUGAAACAGAGGCUCGGGUUGAAGUUGAAACCGAGAAAACUCCUACACCACCACAUGGUAGGACUAAGGCAGCAGCCACGAGGAGACAAGUCCUUACAACACCAGAGAAGUUGUUCGAAAAGGCUGAAAAAAUGGUGGAGGAAGAGGUGGAAGAACCUGAGGAAGAGGGAAAAAUGGUGGAGGAAGAGGUGGAAGAACCUGAGGAAAAGGCUGAAGAAAUGGUGGAGGAUGAGGUGGAAGAACCCGAGAAAGAGACUGAAAAAUAUACUGAGGAAGAAAAGCAAGAGUGGUACAUGGUUGUCUACGAAGGCAGUACUUGUGAAACGAAGGAAGCUGACAAGGGAGCAGUCAAGCCUUCUGGAACUGGGGUCAAUCAUAGGCCAAAGCAAAUGGCGUUGAGGAAGCAGUGGGUUUCCACUCCUUUCACUGAAGCUAACACUGAUGAGAUUGAAGGGCGCAAGAAGAAGCCUAGAACAAAGGCUUAG
Molecule: messenger RNA, 1728 nt
Organism: Brassica oleracea var. oleracea
Lineage: Eukaryota; Viridiplantae; Streptophyta; Magnoliopsida; Brassicales; Brassicaceae
Product: protein Ycf2-like
Exons: 4
Coding region: 1-1728 (575 amino acids)
Source: RefSeq, a predicted model, not a curated record